This is a messenger RNA of Dendroctonus ponderosae (mountain pine beetle), 2346 nucleotides long. Its product is annotated as basic salivary proline-rich protein 2. The coding region runs from base 193 to 2094 and encodes 633 amino acids. The transcript has 7 exons. The record is from RefSeq and is a predicted model, not a curated record. Lineage: Eukaryota; Metazoa; Arthropoda; Insecta; Coleoptera; Curculionidae.
GAUACUAACCUCUAAAUUAUCUUCCCUUAAAGCUUGCUUACAAGCUGAUUCAAGCUAAUUGCUUAAAAGUGGUUUUCAAUUGCAAAUCGUCGUAGCCGCCUUCUAGUUACGUUCUAAAUCAAUGUUGAAUAGAAACGUUUUGGGUUCAAAUGACAUCAGAAGUUUAGAGUGAUUAACAACUGAUUCCAAACAAUGUCCACCGCAUUUGCAAGAACGAAUGGUCCAAGACAACCCCCAAAUCCCCAGCAAAUCCAAAAAUUGCUGGACGAAAAUGGGCAUCUGAUACAAACGAUUCAAGAGUACCAGAGUAAGGGAAAAGUACAGGAAGUGUUGCAGUACCAGACUCAGCUACAUCGAAAUUUGGUGUUUCUAGCUACAAUAGCUGAUAAUGCUCAAAAUGUUAACUCUUUGCUGCCUAUGAUUCAGCCGCCUGUGCCAGUGGGUGGACCACCACCAGGACAACCUGGAGGUCCUCCCCCAGCUCAGCCCAGUCAUGGACCUCCAUCCCAAUCGCAAACCCAAGAACAACAGCAUUUGAACAACUAUAACCAUCAGCAGCAACCUCCCUCAGCAGGAUACCGGCAACCUCCAGGCCCUCCGGCACCUGGACGACCUACGGGACCUCCAGGACCAGCUCCUCAUCCAGGCUACCAGCAACGCGGAUAUCAGCAAGGCCAGUACCCGAGCCAGUAUCCUCCACAAGGUCAAGGGUAUCCCCAAGGCCAGUACCCGCCGCCCAACCAACCACCGGUUUAUCCUCCCAACACUCAAAGUAACUAUGGGCAACCGCCUCCUACUACUGCUUACAACAGUUACCAACAGCAAGGAUACGGGGCCGCUCCACCUGCCUCAAACGCUCCUCCACAAGGGCCCGCAACUGGAUCAUAUGCACCUCCUAAUGGGCCUCCACCUCAAUCGUCUGCUCCCUACGGAGUGCCUCCUAAUGGACCUGCAUCUUACGCCGGAGCCCCGCCGCCGCAAAGCUAUUCAUCAUCUCAAGGAGGUUACCCACCACAAGGCUACGCUCCGCCACCCUCUCAAGGAGGCCCCCAACAGGCUCCUCCUCCGCAAGGCCCUCCACAAGGUAGUCCUUAUGGACCGCCUCCCGACCAAGCCCCGUCUUCCCAAGUGCCCCCUCCGCAAAAUUAUGGACAAAACAACACACAGGGUCCUCCAUUUUCGGGUCCACCCACUACCAAUACCAGUUCUUCUGUAAAUACGGCUCCGCCACCUUCCGGACCCGGUGGACCUGCGCCACCACCGUCCUCGCAGCCUUAUCCUGGACAACAAGGCUACAAUCCUAAUUCUCAAUCGAAUCUUAAUACUGGAUACAACCCGCCGCCCAACCAGUAUCCUCCGUACGGCCCGCCCAGCGGUUCAAGCUACCCCCCUCAGCCGAAUUAUCCGUCGCAACCUCAAUACGCGCAACAGCCUCAGAGCUAUCAGUAUCCUAGACCACCAGGAGGCCACCCUGGCGCAGCAGGGCAUCCUGGUUCUGGGGGACAUCCAGGAGGACCUGGUGGACAUCCAGGAGGACCUGGUGGACAUCCAGGAGGACCUGGUGGACAUCCAGGAGGACCUGGUGGACAUCCAGGAGGACCUGGAGGCCAUCCAGGAGGACCUGGUGGGCACCCGGGAGGACCUGGUGGGCACCCGGGAGGACCUGGUGGACAUUCAGGAGGACCUGGCGGACAUCCAGGAGGACCUGGAGGGCAUCCAAGUGGACACCCGGGAGGACCUGGUGGACAUCCGGGAGGACCUGGCGGGCAUCCGGGAGGACCACCCAGUGGACAUCCAGGUGGGCAUCCGGGAGGGCACUCCGGAGUAGCUAGUGGACAUCCGGUUGGACCAGGUGGACAUCCAGGAGGACCCGGAGGACAUCCGGGAGGACCUGGAGGACAUCCGGGAGGGCCCGGAGGACCAGGCGGACCUAGUGGCCACCCUGGAAGUCAUGGAGGCGGUCCAGGCGGACACCCUGGCGCACCUGGAGGUCAUGGAGGUGUACCUACUGGUCAUCCAGGACAGGGACCGCCGGGACCUCCAUCGCAAGGUCCAUAUACCUACAAUUAUCCGCCACAGCCCAAUCCGCAGUAAUCGAAAAAAAAAUGUUGAGGAAGUUACCCGGAGUGCCCUCUAUAUAAUUCCUAAAACGGUUUUUGGUUUACAUUUUAAUCAGGGAGCAAAUCCUACAUGAUAGUGUAGAAUUGUGUACCUACACUUGUGUUUAAACUGGAACUUGGAACUUUUUCUCCGCGGCUAAUGUUCUUACGAGAGGCCAGCUUUGCUGCCGAGUUUAGGUUGUAACUUAAAUAAACUUCUGGACAAAAUAAACGCAUCAAAAACGGA